This is a messenger RNA of Colletotrichum truncatum, 5844 nucleotides long. RefSeq names its product 1,3-beta-glucan synthase component. Gene Ontology annotation, biological process: fungal-type cell wall polysaccharide biosynthetic process; (1->3)-beta-D-glucan biosynthetic process. The record is from RefSeq and is a predicted model, not a curated record. NCBI's taxonomy places the organism in Eukaryota, Fungi, Ascomycota, Sordariomycetes, Glomerellales, Glomerellaceae. Gene Ontology annotation, molecular function: 1,3-beta-D-glucan synthase activity. Gene Ontology annotation, cellular component: plasma membrane; 1,3-beta-D-glucan synthase complex.
AUGUCUGGAUACCCAGCCGCCGGUGGUGGUGGUGGUAGUGGUGGUGGUGGCGGCCACCAUGACUACGACGACGGCUACGGCCAACAGGGCCGCGGCCAUGGAAAUAACGGAAAUCAGCAGACGGAUUCGUACUAUCAGGAUGACCAGUACUAUGAUCAGCAUGGUUACGAUGACCGUGGUCAUCAUCAAGGCAAUGAUGGUUACUACGACGAGUCGGGCUACUACAACGCCGACCCGAACAACCCUUAUCACCAAGAAGGUGGCUAUUACGACGGCCAAGACCAGUACCAAGACGACUAUUACAAUAACAACAAUAACAACGGAGGCGGCGGAGGGUAUUAUGAUCAAGACUAUAAUCAGGGAUACGGUUCCGGCGCUCGUCGGCACGGUUCUGAAGAGGACUCGGAGACAUUCAGCGACUUUACAAUGAGGUCAGACAUGGCUAGGGCCGCUGACAUGGACUACUAUGGAAGAGGUGACGAGCGUUACAACAGCUACGACCAAGGCGGUGCUCGAGGCUUUCGACCUCCCUCUUCCCAGAUCUCAUACGGUGGCAAUCGCUCAUCUGGUGCUUCGACCCCCAACUACGGCAUGGACUAUGCCAACAUGAUGUCGGCCGCUUCUCGGGAGCCGUACCCUGCCUGGACCUCGGAUGCCCAAAUCCCCUUGUCCAAAGAAGAGGUUGAGGACAUUUUCCUUGACCUCACAUCCAAGUUUGGUUUCCAGCGCGACAGCAUGCGCAACAUGUACGAUCAUCUGAUGACUCUGCUUGAUUCAAGAGCUUCGCGCAUGACACCCAACCAAGCUCUCCUGUCGCUGCAUGCGGAUUAUAUCGGUGGUGACAACGCCAACUACCGCAAGUGGUACUUCGCAGCCCACCUGGACCUGGAUGACGCUGUUGGUUUCGCCAACAUGAAGAAGGGCAAAGGCCUGAAGAGGAAGGCGAAGAAGAACAAGAAGAAGGGCGACCCCGAAAACGAAGCUGAAGCUUUGGAAGACCUCGAAGGUGACAACAGCCUCGAGGCCGCUGAGUACCGUUGGAAGACCCGCAUGAACCGAAUGUCCCAACAUGACCGCGUGCGCCAGCUUGCACUCUAUCUGCUGUGCUGGGGCGAGGCCAACCAAGUUCGCUUCAUGCCCGAAUGUCUUUGCUUUAUCUUCAAGUGCGCUGACGAUUACCUCAACUCCCCCGCGUGUCAAAACUUGGUUGAGCCCGUUGAAGAGUUUACAUUUCUCAACAAUGUCAUUACUCCUCUCUACCAGUACUGUAGAGACCAGGGUUAUGAGAUCUCUGACGGCGUCUACGUUCGUCGCGAGCGCGACCACGACCAAAUCAUUGGAUAUGACGACUGCAAUCAGCUUUUCUGGUACCCGGAGGGUAUUGAAAAGAUCGUGCUUGGCGAUAAGACUCGUCUUGUUGACAUUCCUCCGGCUGAGCGAUACCUCAAAUUCCAAGACAUCAACUGGAAAAAAUGUUUCUUCAAGACGUACAAGGAGACUCGUUCUUGGUUCCACUUGCUUGUUAAUUUCAACCGCAUCUGGAUCAUCCACUUGACUAUGUUCUGGUUCUACACCUCUGCCAACGCUCCCAGUUUGAUUGUGGGAUCCGCAUACGAGCAGCAGGUUAAUCAGCAGCCAUCAACUGCUCAGCUAUUCUCUGUCAUGGGUCUUGGCGGCUCCAUUGCAGCACUUAUCCAGGUUUUGGCAACUUUGGCUGAAUGGGCCUACGUCCCUCGUCGUUGGGCUGGCGCACAGCACUUGACUAAACGUCUUCUAUUCUUGAUUCUCAUCUUGGUCAUCAACGUUGCCCCUUUCUUGUUUGUCUUCAAGAUCAUCCCCGGCGUCAACGACCAGAUUGCCAAAAUUUUGGCAAUAGUGCAGUUCGUCAUCGCGCUUCUCACAUUCCUUUUCUACUCAGUCAUGCCUCUUGGCGGGCUGUUUGGAAGUUAUUUGACCAAGAACUCCCGCAAAUAUGUUGCAAGUCAGACGUUUACUGCCAGCUACCCGCGCUUGACUGGUAAUGACAUGGCAAUGUCGUAUGGCCUCUGGGUCUGCGUUUUUGGUGCGAAAUUCGGCGCAUCCUACGCCUACCUGACUCUUUCAUUCAGGGAUCCCAUCAGAUUUCUGUCCAUCAUGAAGAUUGAGUGUCUCGGAGACAAAAUCUUUGGGGACGUUCUUUGCAAGAAGCAGCCCUAUAUCCUAUUGGCACUAAUGGCCUUCACGGACUUGAUCUUCUUCUUCCUUGAUACGUACCUGUGGUACGUGUUGGUCAACUCUUUCUUCUCCAUUGCCAGAUCUUUCUACAUCGGAUCCUCGAUCUUGACGCCUUGGAGAAACAUCUUCUCCCGGCUGCCGAAGCGUAUCUAUUCCAAGAUCCUCGCAACAACAGACAUGGAGAUUAAGUACAAGCCGAAGGUUCUCAUCUCUCAGGUUUGGAACGCCAUUGUCAUCUCCAUGUACCGAGAGCACUUGUUGGCCAUCGAUCAUGUUCAGAAGCUUCUGUACCACCAGGUUCCUUCCGAGCAAGAGGGCAAGAGGACCUUGAGAGCACCUACAUUCUUCGUUUCUCAGGAGGAUCACUCCUUCAAGACAGAAUUCUUCCCCGCUAACAGUGAGGCCGAACGGCGCUUUUCCUUCUUCGCCCAGUCGCUGUCAACGCCAAUUCCUGAACCUCUCCCUGUCGAUAACAUGCCAACUUUCACUGUCAUGAUUCCUCACUAUAGCGAAAAGAUCUUACUUUCCCUUCGCGAGAUCAUUCGUGAGGAUGAGCCUUAUUCGCGCGUCACAUUGCUAGAGUAUCUGAAGCAGUUGCACCCUCAUGAGUGGGAUUGCUUUGUAAAAGACACCAAGAUCCUGGCUGACGAGACGUCUCAAUACAACGGCGACAACGAGAAGAACGAAAAGGAUACGGCAAAGAGCAAGAUUGAUGAUCUGCCAUUCUACUGCAUUGGUUUCAAGUCUUCUGCGCCCGAGUACACCCUACGAACCCGUAUCUGGGCCUCCCUUCGCUUCCAGACCUUGUACCGCACUAUUUCCGGCUUCAUGAACUAUAGCAGAGCCAUCAAGCUUUUAUAUCGUGUGGAGAAUCCCGAGGUUGUUCAGAUGUUUGGAGGCAAUUCAGACAAGCUGGAACGAGAACUUGAGCGUAUGGCUCGCCGCAAGUUCAAGAUUUGUGUGUCGAUGCAGCGUUUUGCCAAGUUCAAGAAGGAGGAGAUGGAAAAUGCUGAAUUUCUGCUUCGUGCCUAUCCCGACCUUCAGAUUGCUUAUCUCGACGAGGAGCCUCCUGCUGCGGAGGGAGAGGAGCCACGUCUGUACUCUGCCCUGAUUGAUGGACACUCCGAAAUCAUGGAGAACGGAAUGCGCAAGCCCAAAUUCCGCAUCCAGCUCUCUGGCAAUCCUAUUUUGGGAGAUGGUAAAUCCGACAACCAAAACCACGCGCUCAUCUUUUACCGGGGCGAAUACAUUCAGCUCAUCGAUGCCAACCAGGACAAUUACUUGGAGGAGUGCCUCAAGAUUCGGAGUGUUCUGGCCGAGUUCGAGGAGAUGAAGACUGAUGAUAUCAGCCCUUAUACCCCUGGUGUGAAGAACAAGGUGACUGCUCCCGUAGCCAUUCUUGGUGCCCGCGAGUACAUCUUCUCUGAGAACAUUGGUAUCCUUGGUGACGUCGCAGCUGGAAAGGAACAGACGUUUGGUACUCUCUUUGCCCGUACUUUGGCUCAGAUCGGCGGUAAGCUGCACUACGGCCAUCCUGAUUUCCUCAACGGUAUCUUCAUGACAACUCGCGGCGGCGUCUCGAAAGCUCAGAAAGGCCUUCAUCUCAACGAGGAUAUUUACGCUGGUAUGAACGCCAUUUUGCGUGGUGGCAGAAUCAAGCACUGCGAAUACUACCAGUGUGGCAAGGGUCGUGAUUUGGGCUUCGGCUCAAUUCUGAAUUUCACCACGAAGAUUGGUACUGGUAUGGGUGAGCAGAUGCUCUCUCGCGAAUACUACUAUCUAGGAACCCAGCUGCCCUUGGAUCGGUUCCUCUCUUUUUACUACGCCCAUCCCGGUUUCCAUCUGAACAACAUGUUUAUCAUGCUCUCUGUUCAGCUGUUCAUGAUUUGUCUCCUCAGCUUGGGAGCUCUCCGACACGAGACUAUCAAGUGCGACUACAACCGCGAUGUUCCCAUCACCGACCCUCUCAUGCCGACUGGCUGUCAAAACACUGACGCUCUUAUGGACUGGGUUUACCGUUGCAUCUUGUCGAUUAUCUUCGUCUUGCUUUUGGCUUUCGUCCCUUUGAUCUUCCAGGAGUUGUCCGAGAGGGGUUUCUUGCGAGCCAGCAAGCGUCUCGCCAAGCAGUUCCUUUCGCUUUCACCUUUCUUCGAAGUCUUCGUUUGCCAAAUUUAUGCCAAUUCAGUACAACAGGAUCUCUCUUUUGGCGGCGCACGAUACAUUGGUACCGGCCGUGGUUUCGCGACUGCCCGCAUCCCCUUCGGCGUUCUAUACUCGCGUUUCGCGGGCCCGUCCAUCUACUUCGGAGCCCGUCUCUUGAUGAUGUUGCUUUUUGCCACUGUUACCAUCUGGCAAUCAGCGCUUGUCUACUUCUGGAUCUCCCUGCUCGCCUUGGUCAUCUCACCAUUCCUCUACAACCCUCACCAGUUUGCUUGGAGCGAUUUCUUCAUUGACUACCGCGAUUUCCUUCGAUGGCUCUCGCGUGGUAACUCUCGCUCUCAUGCCUCCUCAUGGAUCGCCUUCUGCCGUCUGUCUCGUACCCGUAUUACAGGUUACAAGCGCAAGGCUCUUGGUGACCCUUCUGCGAAGAUGUCAUCCGACGUUCCCCGUGCCGCCAUCACGAACUUGUUCUGGGGUGAGAUCUUGACCCCUCUCCUGUUGGUGGUUGUUACCGUCAUUCCAUACCUGUAUAUCAAUGCGCAGACUGGUGUAACCGAGGAAAACAACCGAGACACUAACGAGUUGAUCAUGGCUACCAACUCGCUGAUCAGGGUUGGUCUCGUGGCACUCGCCCCCAUCGCUAUUAACGCUGGUGCCCUGAUGGUAUUCUUCUUCAUGGCGUGCUUUAUGGGUCCCCUCCUAAGCAUGUGCUGCAAGAAGUUUGGCAGCGUGCUUGCGGCAAUUGCUCAUGGCAUAGCCGUAGUUGUUCUCCUGGUUUUCUUCGAGGUUAUGUUCCUCCUGGAAGGGUUUGUCUUUGCGAGAACCUUGCUUGGCAUGAUUGCUGUUGUUGCCAUUCAGCGCUUCAUUUUCAAGCUGAUCAUUUCACUCACUUUGACGCGUGAAAUUAAGACGGACCAGUCCAACAUUGCCUUCUGGACGGGUAAAUGGUACUCUAUGGGAUGGCACUCAGUUUCACAGCCUGCUCGUGAGUUCCUUUGCAAGAUAACAGAGUUGGGCAUGUUUGCGGCCGACUUCGUGUUGGGUCAUUUCCUCCUUUUCAUCAUGCUGCCGGUUAUUCUUGUUCCCAAGAUUGACAUGCUGCACUCAAUGAUGCUCUUCUGGCUUCGCCCUGGUCGUCAAAUUCGCCCACCAAUCUACUCAAUGAAGCAGUCUAAGCUGAGGCGCAAGCGUGUCUUCAGAUAUGCCAUCCUCUACUUCACCCUGUUCGUUGUUUUCAUGGCUCUCAUGAUUGGCCCUGCGGUUGCGGGUGACAAGAUUCCUACCAACAUCUUCAAGGAACUGAACUCGAAGGACUUAAGGCUGCUCCAACCUAAUUUGAACCACGACAACACGCAGAAUGAUACCCAGACUGGCACAGGAAGGAAAGACUAUUCUGGGCCGGGCAAAUCAUCGACGGGUACUGCUCGGGCAACGAGCACUGGCGGCUCCAACAGAGUCCGUCUGUUUUAA